This is a messenger RNA of Labeo rohita (rohu), 1681 nucleotides long. RefSeq names its product F-box protein 5 (gene fbxo5). Gene Ontology annotation, biological process: negative regulation of meiotic nuclear division; regulation of mitotic nuclear division. Gene Ontology annotation, molecular function: protein binding. Lineage: Eukaryota; Metazoa; Chordata; Actinopteri; Cypriniformes; Cyprinidae. The record is from RefSeq and is a predicted model, not a curated record. Gene Ontology annotation, cellular component: nucleus.
AAUUUCAAAUGUAUUUGCAAGUGGCGCUUUUUCCCCCAAACUCACUAACCAUUGUGUUACCGCUUAAAGCUUGCGCUGCUAUUGCAACAGCGAUCAGGACACGUUUACAAGGACAUAUGAGGACUAUAUAAAAGUGCUUUUAUAUUUUAGAGUUUGUUGUGAGUGGAUUGACCUCAACAUGAAGUGUCCAAGCUACAGUGAUGAUUCAACAGUUUUAUGCCACAUGGAGAAAGCUGAAACAGACCUCGGUGAGGUGAAGGGCCACAGGGUUUCGCCGCGGAAAAUGUCCCCAUGUUCCCCCGUGGUGCCCAACAUCUCCACCCCUAUGGAGACCAGAAGCAAAGGCCCCCACAAUAAAGAAAACUACCAGAAUAAGCGUCAUUCUCUAGAGGUGGCAUCGGACGACGAGGUGAUCAUCAGCGGUAGUGGCCUGUCCGAGGACAGCGGCUACCUUUCCCUCCAAAACAGCCAGGUGGAUCAUGGGGACGUGGAUGGCGUGGACUCCCUGGAGAGGAGUGAAGAGAAAUGCGUGUCCUCUCAAUCCUUGAACGUUGAGCGUCAUUCUGCGCCUUGUCUGCCCAUGUUGAAGUUUCAGGAGGAGGUGUGCAGAGAACUGGCUAAAAGCUUUAAAAAGAGCAAAAGCUACGACUGGACGGUUGUCGAUAAGGUUGCUGAGAAUUGCGGACUGAAUAAUGUGAUCGGUGGGAAGAUGGGACGACCGUUUGUGGACAUCCUGUGCGGCCUGUUGAGGAAAGACAUGAGGCACAUUAUUGCCAGAAUACUGGGCUUGUUGGGAGAUUGUGACUUAGUGAGCUGUAAAAAAGUGAGCCGGACGUGGCGGAAAAUCAUUUGCGAAGAUCAGGUGGCCCUUCGACGCUGCAGAGAAGCAGAAAGAACAUUAAGGGACUCUGGUCACUCCAUGGGCUCAUUAUCACGAGACUUCACCUUGAGCAGGGUGGUGUUCUCCAGCAUGCAGGCCGUCGCAUCUACGCCCGUUCACAAGCCCAUUAAGAAGCUGCAGUGCCAGACGGGUGGAGUGCAAAACACAUCCAAGCCGAGUCGCUUCCAACAGUUUCACGAGGUUGCCCAAUCGCUCAAACAGGAUGAAUCUUUACGACCAUGUAUCUGCUGCAACUCUGCGGCGCGGUUCGACAAAGCCAUGAAGCGGGCCGUGUGUACACGCCUUAGCUGCGCUUUUGAGUUUUGCACACUGUGUCAAUCAGCAUUCCACGGCUCCUCCCCGUGCCGCAGUUCCGUCCGGACCUUCUCCACGUCACAAAAAACACUCCUCGCCGGUUCGGCUCGAAGCAAGAGGAAUGUCCGUCGUCUCUGAGCACCAGAUGGGGAAAAUGUUACGAGAACUUUUACAAAAAACUACCUUUAGGAUCUUAAGUGUUUUGAAAGACUUUUAAAAAUAUGAAUGUUUUAUCAACUUCCAAAAUGUGAAGUGAAAUUGGCCACAUUUGUGGUCAUUGCACAAAGUGAAAACUACAAUCAUCCUCCAUGCCAAAAAAAAAGAUUUAACAAGGAGGUUAAACAGCCUCUUCAGUAUUGUAAAUAAUGUUUUAUAAGAUUUUAUAAGAAUUGUUUUAUUGAUGAAAUGAUCAAUUCCUGCCUGUCUUAUCACAGAAACUGUACAUAUUUAAAUGGUUUAAUAAAGCCUUGUAUAUUUUUAAACUUA